Molecule: messenger RNA, 2220 nt
Organism: Gigantopelta aegis
Lineage: Eukaryota; Metazoa; Mollusca; Gastropoda; Neomphalida; Peltospiridae
Product: FAS-associated death domain protein-like
Exons: 3
Coding region: 76-675 (199 amino acids)
Biological process (GO): regulation of apoptotic process; signal transduction
Molecular function (GO): protein binding
Source: RefSeq, a predicted model, not a curated record
AGUAACCAACUUCACAGAGCUGUUUCAGUUUCGAGAUUUAGUGUAAUUGAAUUACAUUGUUGCUAAGUAUUAAUAAUGAACAAAGAUCUUAAAUUCCGCACAGUGUUAACAGAUCUUGGUGACAUGUUGGCACCAUCCGAAUUAGAAAAAAUGAAAUAUUAUUGUAAAAAUCAUCUCAAAGCUAUUGAUAGAGAUAAAAUUGACACAGCGAUAAUGCUGUGGUCAAAACUAGAAGAGAGGAAAUUGAUAGGACCAGAUAAUUUAGGCUUUCUGAAACAAAUGUUAAAGACAUGCACAUCAGGAAGACAAGAUGUUCUUGACGUUUUAAUGAAAUAUGCACCUGGUGAAGAUGUAGAAAUGAUAGAUGCCAGACCAGAAAACGUUCAACAGAGAAGAGAAUAUCGGGGUCCAGAUCUGACAAGAGAGGUGAAGUUUCUCACGAAUCACUUGGCGAAAGACUGGCGGUUUUUCGUUCGAUCUCUUGGUGUUCAAGAAGAUGACAUCGAUAUGGUUGUUGAGAACUAUCCACGCAAUGUGCGGGAACAGAUUAAUCAGGCAAUCUGGAUCUGGCUGUACAAAGAACAAGAGAAUGCCAGAAAGCAACACUUCACGAAUGCUCUACUGGAUGUACGUAGGAGAGAUCUCGCUCACAAGUUAAAUACUAAUGAUUAUUAAAUGUAGAUCAUGCAGUUUUCACCAAUCUUUAUGACUAUGGACAGGAGAUCAUUUAAGUAGUAUUUUAAACAUAUUAUUUUCAUGCAUAUACACACUUCAUCAAUCUAAGCUGUCUGUUGGUGGAUAAUGAGAGACACUGAGCCAUUAAAACAUGAUCUGGGUUUGAGAUACCAGACAUUGUUAUUGGGCUUCUUAGAUGUUUGAAUUUAGGGUUCAUACAGAUGAUGGAAAUGCUUGAAAAUCAUGGAAUUGAGACCUCACAGGGAAAACAAUUGAGUGAUUAAUUGCUCCCCUAAUUUAUGGGGUGCUAUUUAUGAUAUUACCAUUUUUUCAUGUUUAUUAAUGAGAAGAAAAAACCCCCCACCCCACAUGGAAUUGUAGACCAAAUUUAAUUUACUAGUGUAGUAAUGUUUGUAAAAUAACUACAACUGUUUUGAACUGAAUUUGUUUUGGGUUUUUAACAAUUGUUUACAUUAGCGGAUAAAAUGUACAUUACAGAAAGAUUCGUUACCAUAAAAUAUGAAUUUUUGUUUUAAGGACCAAAAUCUAUUUUUUGUAGCAAACCAUGAGUUACCAACCCUUUCACUAUUGAUAGAAAUAUGUGACUAUAAGGAAAGAAGAACUUUUAUGCACAUUUUUAAUAAAACUCCAGUGAAAUACAUUUUGGGCAUGACUUGUUUAUUAUGUGAACGAAUGUGCUUCUAAAGUUGGUAAUGAAUCUUUCAUAUUUAAAAAAGUUGUAUAAGAUAAAUCUGAGAUUUCAAUAUAAAAUGUUCAAAGUAUAUUUAUACAGAGAAUUUUAUUUGAUUUUUUUAAAUAUAUCACAAUUGCAUUUGUAUUCACUUGUUUAAAACAGACGUCAUGAUGAAGAAUGCUUUUUUAAGUUUAGUGGUUAAUAAGUUCUUUUUAAAAAGUAAGUUGUUGUUUUUAGUGAGGUGUAAAAGUGCAAAUCAUGAGGUUGAAACUCCAGUUACAAAAACAUUUUACAUUCCAUUUUUUCAACAUAGCAGUCUUGAGCACCAUUCGACAGUUACUUAAUGCAAAAAGUUACAUUUUUAUACACCCUCCUCGAUGUAACCUCCAGUCAAGGUGAGUAGAACGGAUUAUAUUGCAACCAAAUGGAGAACAACUGAAAACACACUGCUAUAAUUGGAAGAUGUUUGUUUACAUUACCCCAGAGUUUCAAUUAUCAUUGGAAAUUGUUCAUACAUUGUUUCAUGUUUUAAUCAACAUUAUAUGGUCAAAUAUGUAGAUAUUAUUUUUGAAUUGUAUUUUUAGCAGUUUGUUAAAGUGACUGGUUCGUAGAAAUAUUUUAAAGGAAACAUUGGUAACUUUAAUAUUUCUUUCAGUCAUCUGUUUAUAAUAGCACUAAUUAACCUUUUUAAUAAAUGCACAGAAUAAUGGAUGCAUUGUGCCACUAAUAUAUGUUAAUUAGGUCUUCAAUAUAAAUCGACAGAAAAAGAACUGGCAAAGCUGUGCGUUUAAACAAGUUGUACAUGUGUGUAGUGAACCUUUCGGAUGUCAUUUUAAAUACCCUAAAAUAUA